AUGCUCCUCCCUGAGUUCAAAUGCCCCUCCCGCAUCAGCAACGGCGCCACUUCGCAACGGUCAUCUCCAACUGGCAGUGGCCCUGCUACCGGCCAGUUCAUUUACAAAUUAUGCACUAUGAGGCUAAUCAACACCUCAACACUACAACUCGAAGACUUCUUCGACUCGGAUCUUCCCAAAUAUGCCAUCCUCUCACACACCUGGGGCACCGACGAGGUCACCUUUCAAGAAUGGCUGCUAUGGCAGGAAGAUGACCUCGGCUCGCGGAAACGAAUACACUCCAAGCGCGGGUUCCAAAAGAUCUCCAACACGUGCCGGAUCGCGCGGCAGGAGGGCAUCAGCCACGUCUGGGUCGACACGAACUGCAUCGACAAGAAGAGCAGCGCCGAGCUUUCAGAGGCCAUCAACUCAAUGUUUGCCUGGUACCGGGGCGCCUCCAUCUGCUACGUCCACCUGGAAGACCUCGAGCCCGGCGGCGGCGGCGGCGGCGGCGUGUCCAAAGCCAAUCUGCGCCAGUGCCGAUGGUUCACGAGAGGGUGGACGCUGCAGGAACUGCUGGCGCCCGCCGACAUGACUUUUUACGACGGCACGUGGGAGCCCAUCGGAACCAAAGAAACCUUGGCGUAUCCCAUCGCUUCCAUCACGGGCAUUGACGUCGACGUCCUCAUCUACCCGCAGACCCUGUCCUCGGCCUGCGUCGCCAAGAGGAUGUCGUGGGCGUCUAGCCGCCAGACGACCCGGACCGAGGACACGGCGUACUGCCUCCUGGGCAUCUUCCAGAUCCACAUGCCCCUGCUGUACGGCGAGGGCCAUGAGGCCUUUCGACGACUGCAAGAAGAAAUCAUGAAGGUCUCGACGGACCAGAGCCUCUUUGCGUGGGACUGGACUGAGAAGACAAUGGACCCCCGCCGCGACCUCUGGGUCACACUACUGGCGCCUCACCCAUCGGCGUUUUCGGGUUGCGGCCAGGUCGUCAAGUGCAAGACGGGCGCGGAUGACAACUGGUCCCUCGGCAAGGAGUUCACCAUGACGAACCUGGGUCUGAGCAUGACGCUGCCCCUGAUCCGGACGGCCUCCUCGACGACGGUGUACGCGGCCAUCAACUGCAAGCACGAUGUGAAGAAUCACGACGACACGGUGAUUUGUAUCCCGCUCUGGACCACGUCUUUUACGUCGACGUUUGGACGGCACAGGUCGAGACCGCAGGCGAACCUGCCGAUCCCGCUAGCCAACGUAUCGGUUCCCGUACGGUACGCGCGCCACCCCGGCUCGGCGUCGUAUUUCCCGCGAUUCUCCGAGCUGCCGGGGUUCAAGAUGUCGAGGUCCUUCCAGAAACAGGUCCUCCCAGAGUACGACAGCGAGCGCGGGGCGCCCGAGCUGCUGUUCCAGCUCUUUUCUUGCAACGACGCGCUCGAGUCGUGGCAGGUCGGGGACGACGCGGACGCGGACCCCCAGGAGUACAUCCAGACGGCGGCGCACGCGAGCAAGACGUUUGCUGGCAAGGAGGUUCACGCUUUCUGCGUGAAUCUCGUCAAUCAUAACAACAACAACAACAUCAUCAUCAACGGCGGCGGCCGCAACGGUGGCAGGGCGCGGCGGUGGUGCCUCAUCAUCAUGUGGUGCGAGGCAUCGCGGUGGAAGCGGGUGUUCUUUAGGGAAGACAAGGGCAAGAAUGUUUCUCCGGAUGCUCGGAAGCGGUUCAUGGACUAUUUGCUGGAGACAUCGUGGUUCUCGUUGCCCGGGGACACGGCUACGUGUGAUGGGUUAAAGGUUGAGGUCGGUCUCAAGCAUGAUCCUCCGAGAAAUGGAUACUGUCCGGUGGUGCCUCUGUAUUUUGAUAAAGAUGAUGGAUGA
This is a messenger RNA of Colletotrichum orchidophilum, 1854 nucleotides long. RefSeq names its product HET domain-containing protein. NCBI's taxonomy places the organism in Eukaryota, Fungi, Ascomycota, Sordariomycetes, Glomerellales, Glomerellaceae. The record is from RefSeq and is a predicted model, not a curated record. Bases 1 to 1854 code for a protein of 617 amino acids. The transcript has 2 exons.